Messenger RNA from Cryptococcus wingfieldii CBS 7118, 354 nucleotides. RefSeq lists its product as hypothetical. The transcript is spliced from 2 exons. The record is from RefSeq and is a predicted model, not a curated record. Bases 1 to 354 code for a protein of 117 amino acids. Lineage: Eukaryota; Fungi; Basidiomycota; Tremellomycetes; Tremellales; Cryptococcaceae.
AUGUCCGACGUCGAGAUGGCUUCCGCCACUGCAAAAACCAUCGACGACACUGCCAUCGCCAACGCCAAGAAUCUCCGCACCGCCAUCUCCAAAUCCAUCGCCGAGAUCCAAGCGAUCGACCCCACCAUCCUCCGGCCCCACGUCGUCGAGUUCUAUCCCAGCUUCAACCCCACGCAGGUGACCUACAUCCACAAGACCGCCGAAGGGUCUGGCCAGAGGGUCGCAGAGAUUCACGAAUUUGGUGCGCGCAAGGGGCAUAUUGUCAGGCCCGUGAUUGAAGCUUAUAAGAAGGCUCAUCAGGACGACAAGGAGGAGAAGAGCGUCGUUAACGCGGUCGACAUGUCCAAGGCGUAA